GUCUGUCCAUAUGUCCUAGUGGUUUUAAAACCACCAUGCUCAACAUUGCUUCCUCACCUCCAAGAGCAAUAGAACUCAGUCGCAGAAACAGAUAUGGCGGACACAAUACCGUCGCAUAACAGCGAGCUCAACAGCACUCACUUCCAUCACACAAACCGGUUGAUGGCGACGCGCAUGAGCUUCUACUGGGGACACAACACCGUCAUCCUCUUCGACCACUGGCCCGGGAACCACCCCGCCAUGUACGCAUUGGCCAUCAUCUUUGUCUUCUGCCUAGCUUUCCUCAUCGAAUUCCUCCUUGGCUUCGAGUUCGCCAAGCCAGGUGCGACCAAAGUCGGGGCUUGCCUUUUGAAGACCGGGCUCUACAUGGUGCGUAUGGCGGUGAGCUACAUGGUGAUGCUUGCGGUUGUGUCGUACAAUGGCGGCAUAUCCUUGGCCGCAGUCGGUGGGCACGCAGUGGGUUACAUGAUUUUCCGAAGUAGGGCUGUUCGAUGAGCGUGACAACGGGUCGGGUUCGGGUAAGAAACCAGCUGAUCUUGCCCAUAUUUGAUUCUUUUAAGCCGUAUGGCUGAGAUGAUGCGAUGAAUAACCGGCCCCGACUAGUCUGAAGGGCCUUUUGUUGUUAGGGAUAGCAUGAGAUGGAAUAAGAUAUAUUUCGAGAAGGUCUACACUAUUAAUGUAGUUGGUUCUGUUGGCCACACUAUUUACCAAAUAAAUUUUCAGAUCAUUCUUUUCCUCUUAAUUAA
Syzygium oleosum is the source of this 746-nucleotide messenger RNA. RefSeq names its product copper transporter 4. Gene Ontology annotation, cellular component: plasma membrane. Lineage: Eukaryota; Viridiplantae; Streptophyta; Magnoliopsida; Myrtales; Myrtaceae. The transcript has a single exon. Gene Ontology annotation, biological process: copper ion transmembrane transport; intracellular copper ion homeostasis. The coding region runs from base 94 to 495 and encodes 133 amino acids. Gene Ontology annotation, molecular function: copper ion transmembrane transporter activity. The record is from RefSeq and is a predicted model, not a curated record.